AUGAAAAAUAUUUAAUGGCAUUAGUGGUCAUUUGCUGAAAUAGGAGGAGUUGCUGGGGAACAGCAGAGUUUCUUGCAAGGAAUACCUAAGAGCCAUGUAGAACUGUGCUGAAGAGUUCAAACAUAUCUGUUGGGGGCCAGUUUAAUUCUCAUCUGUUUCUUACGAACUACAGACAUCUUUCACUUCACCUGUAUGAACUGAGCCUGCAAGUGCCCUCUUCCUGGUCUACUUUUUUUUCUUUUCCCCUGUAGGUUCCUUCUUUCUUUCUCUUUUAUGCUCCUGCCUACCCUGCAUUAAUAUACUACAGCCUAAAAUUAUCUGAUUUGUUCAUAAGACUCUUCAGAGUAAGCUCUUAUCUGAUUAUAUCCAUCAAAGCAGCAUUUAAACAUAUAAAAACAUUUUCCUCAGCUAUCAUUAAUACAGUUGUUUCAGGGUUCUGUAUGCACGAGGAGAUUAUCCUGUCUGUCUUCUUCACCUGGGCUUAUUUCUUCCAUGUCUUUUAUAUCCUACACACAUUAGUGUAAAUGAAUGGGAAGGUGGGGAACUUUAUUAUUACCAAGCAGAAAUUAAUGUCUUAAGUACUAAAUAUUCUCCCAGAGUAGACAACCAUAGAGGAAUUUAAUAUGACACAUAAUUUCAUCCAUGCUAGAACUUCAUUUCCCCUGAGUUUAUUUUGAAUCUGGAGAUGAAGAAUGAGAAAGCAGCAGAAAUACAUUUUAGACCAUGGAAAGAAUGCAAACAGUGUUUCCAAAAGGACAACAGUAGGAAGAGUGUUUAAAUCUCUAAGUGACUCUGAAGAAUGCCAUGGCAAUCUCAGUGGUUACUUUAAAAGAAUACCAGAAAUGAGUUGACUGUUAUACUGACCCUUUAACCACAACAUACGAUUUUUUUUUUCAGAUAGCAUGUAUGAAUAUGCUUGAGCCACAAUGCAUACUACUCUAUCAGUACCAUAAUUUCCCCCCUUUCCCCAACCACGUGUAAAAGAAACUUCAGAAUCUGCCACGUAAAUGUUACCCAUUGACGAACCACUGAAAUUUUUUCCAGGACCAUGCUUUAACAAAGAUGCUUUCGAGGGAUUCCCUUGUUCAGCCAAAAAUGAAGGGUUCUUAUCUAACACUAUCUUGUCUAAAUAUACACAGCCUGUGAUGACGAAAUAAAAAAAUUUCUAGACCAGGUAUAAAUACCACUGACAGGCAGAUGAAGUUCAUUCGUCUACUUUCUUCUAAUAGAAGGCUUAACUAUUAGAAGUUGAAGUACACUGCUCUUAGAACUGACAUCUCCCAGAACUUAUCUGAGCCAUUUAACUGAACCAUCACCAAGAAAAUGACUUUCCAAACCUACAGCUUGUUUGUUCUGUCUAUCAUCAUGAUUUAUUCUGGACUUGUUGAAAAUAGAUUAAAUCUGCUUCAACUUCAAGAUGAUAUAGACAAACUGAAAGCUGAUUUUAACUCAAGCCGUUCAGAUGUAGGUGAUGGUGGAUCUAUCUUUACGGAGAAAUUGUCAAACUGGACGGAAAGAAAUGAAAAAAGGAUCAUCCUGAGUCAGAUUGUUUCCAUGUACUUGAAAAUCCUUGAAAACACUGACAAGUCAAAGGCACAUGUCAGGAACAUAUCUGAGGAGCUUUACACUUUGAAAGAAAGCCUUUCUGAUGACUCAAAGAAGAUGGAAUAUCUCAAGAACCUGACAGAGCUUCAGGUGAAUGACUCAAAAAUUCAGCGUAAAGCUGUGAAUGAGCUGUUCAGUGUCUUACAAAAACUGGGGGAUACUACAAGUUCUUAUGGAAGAAAAAGAAGCCUGGUUCAGAGGCAGUGCAAAUGCUAAUGCCAUCUUAUGUUCUUUUGUACUGAGUUACUGUGCAAAUCUUUUUGUGACACAUCUUUUUUUUUAUUUUAAGGUUUCUAUUGAAUUUUUAUACAUUUAUUUAUUAAUAUUUAAGUAUUUUAAAUAAUUAUUUAUAAAGAAAUACUGAUCAAAGUAUUUAUAUGCCCUACUACUAUGUUAGAAAUAACUUUGUCUUAAAAUUCUGUCUAUUUUUUAUAUGUUUGUUGACCUGAAAAUACAGAAUGAGACAAUACUUACCCAGGUUCCAUAUGGAAAUCUUGAAAUUACAUGAUACA
Corapipo altera (White-ruffed manakin) is the source of this 2117-nucleotide messenger RNA. It is a transcript of the gene IFNG, whose product is annotated as interferon gamma. The coding region runs from base 1324 to 1821 and encodes 165 amino acids. The record is from RefSeq and is a predicted model, not a curated record. Gene Ontology annotation, cellular component: extracellular region. NCBI's taxonomy places the organism in Eukaryota, Metazoa, Chordata, Aves, Passeriformes, Pipridae. The transcript is spliced from 4 exons. Gene Ontology annotation, molecular function: type II interferon receptor binding. Gene Ontology annotation, biological process: immune response.